UUUCGGCGUUUCGCGGCAAGGCCGGCGUGGGGUCAAGGAUGGAGGACAUCAUCGUCUUCAACAGCCUCAUGUGCAUCGUGCUGCUCGUGCUCACGGUGAUCUUCUCGCUGCUGCCGCUCUUCGUCUCGGCGCAGACGCCAACGUCGUCGGGCUUGAACGGCCUCAUCCAGCACAAGCUGCCCUACCUCACGGCCGGCGUCUUCCUCAGCACGGGCAUGAUCCACUUGCUGCCGGACGCAGUGCACCACUACGCCAAGUACCUCGCCAUGGUCACGCCCAUUGGCGUCAAGCCGUCAGACUUUCCUACGAUCUACGUGCUCGCUUGCGUCGGCUGCAUGCUCAUUUGGGCCGUCGACUUGCUCAACCUUGGCGACUCUGGCAAAAUGAUGGCCGUCGCUGCUGCUGCCAAGCCCAACUACGAGACGAGCUUGUGCAAGAUCCACGUCCCCUCGAUCGCAUCCUACGGCGUCGAGCGCCGGUCGCGGGCGUACUCUGCGUCGUCCACGUACCAUCGGUCUCAUUCUCCGCGACAUUUUGCGAGUCCCUUGGGUGCGCAUGAAGGGCCGUCCUACGGGACCGGUAGCUGCUCGUGCGACAAGACGAUUCUAGAAACGUCGGCCCUCGUCAAGCACUCGAAGCAAGCGACGGACGUCGACGUGGUCUUGCGCGCCAACCAAAGUGCCGUCGAAGUGGCCGAAGAGCCCCACGGACGCUGCGGCGCCGACCCACACGUCCACGCGCAUGUCGAAGGCAGCAUUAGCGAGCACGUCGUCUUCUCUGGUGAAAGUGCGCUUUUGCCGUACCUCCUCGCCGCACUCUUUUCGCUGCACUCGCUCAUCGCUGGCUUCACGCUCGGCAUGAACUCGCAGCUGAGCCGCACGGCCAUUGCAACGGCCCUCGCCAUCGUCAGCCACAAGUUUAUCGAGGCGAUUGCCGUCGGCGCCAACUUUGCCAAGGUCAAAGAGAGCGUGAACGCAUCGCGAUCCAUCGCCGUGCUCGUCUUGUACAGCUUCAUGACGCCAUUGGGCAUCGUUCUCGGCAUGUUGCUCACGUCGCAGCUCCAAGGCGCGCCGGCGCAGUUGGCGCAGGCCAUCGCACUUGGCAUUGGCUCGGGCAGCUUCAUCUACCUCGCGUUCCACGAAAUGUCGGACGAGCAUGCGCAGGAAGCGACAUCGACGGUGCAAAAGCUCCUGCUCUUCGUCGCUGGCGCGGGCGUCAUGACGCUCCUGGCCACGGUCACGUAGACCGGUCUCCUUCCGACUCGUUGUAUAAGCUGAUAAAUAGGAUGACUAGACGACAACCCAUCGUCAUCC
Saprolegnia parasitica CBS 223.65 is the source of this 1313-nucleotide messenger RNA. RefSeq lists its product as hypothetical. The transcript has 6 exons. Gene Ontology annotation, cellular component: plasma membrane. Lineage: Eukaryota; Oomycota; Saprolegniomycetes; Saprolegniales; Saprolegniaceae. Gene Ontology annotation, biological process: zinc ion transmembrane transport. Gene Ontology annotation, molecular function: zinc ion transmembrane transporter activity. The coding region runs from base 39 to 1244 and encodes 401 amino acids. The record is from RefSeq and is a predicted model, not a curated record.